This is a messenger RNA of Peromyscus eremicus (cactus mouse), 1263 nucleotides long. RefSeq names its product zinc and ring finger 1 (gene Znrf1). The record is from RefSeq and is a predicted model, not a curated record. Bases 141 to 824 code for a protein of 227 amino acids. The transcript has 5 exons. Lineage: Eukaryota; Metazoa; Chordata; Mammalia; Rodentia; Cricetidae.
UUUUUUUUCAUUUUCUCCCCUCGAGGCUCUUUUGUAAACCUCCCCCCCCCCUUUAUGUUCGCCCAGCCCUCCACCCGCUUCUGAGUAGUGGGGGAGGGUUUAGGCCUCCAGGUUCCCGCCCCACCGGGGCCCGGGCGAACAUGGGGGGCAAGCAGAGCACGGCGGCCCGCUCUCGGGGCCCCUUCCCGGGGGUCUCUACCGAUGACAGCGCCGUGCCCCCGCCGGGAGGAGCGCCCCACUUUGGGCACUACCGGACGGGCGGCGGAGCUAUGGGGCUGCGCAGCCGCUCGGUCAGCUCGGUGGCGGGCAUGGGCAUGGACCCCAGCACGGCCGGAGGGGUGCCCUUUGGCCUCUACACCCCCGCCUCCCGCGGGACCGGCGACUCGGAGAGGGCGCCGGGCGGCGGAGGGUCCACGUCGGACUCCACCUAUGCUCACGGCAAUGGUUACCAGGAGACCGGCGGCGGUCACCAUAGAGACGGGAUGCUGUACCUGGGCUCCCGAGCCUCGCUGGCGGAUGCUCUACCUCUGCACAUCGCACCCAGGUGGUUCAGCUCGCACAGUGGUUUCAAGUGCCCCAUUUGCUCCAAGUCUGUGGCUUCUGAUGAGAUGGAAAUGCACUUUAUAAUGUGUCUGAGCAAACCUCGCCUCUCCUACAAUGACGACGUGCUGACUAAAGAUGCGGGGGAGUGUGUGAUCUGCCUGGAGGAGCUGCUUCAGGGGGACACGAUAGCCAGGCUGCCUUGCCUGUGCAUCUAUCACAAAAGCUGCAUAGACUCCUGGUUUGAAGUGAACAGAUCUUGUCCAGAGCACCCUGCUGACUGACCCUGCUGGGCUGGCUUGCUGACUCCUCUCAAAGCCUGCCCUCGGGGACACGCUGUGCUGCUGCCGCCGCCGUGAGAUGCAGCAGCAGUUCCCGGCCGGAUGGAGCACGACUGACUUCUUCCGACCCACACAGGGACAGACAGCCCUGGUCCUGGGAGGAGGCUCCUCGGACACUGGACAGAGCUGAGCUUGGGACACCAGAGGGAACAGGGCACCCCUUCUGCACUGACUUCCAGAACAUGGUCCUCCCUCCUCCCUGAGGACAACCAACUGAUUGAGAGCGAGUCUGAGAGAAGAAUGAAUUGACCUCUAUCCUUCCCCUCACCUUCAACCCAAGAGGGAAAGGGCAUUUUCUUUUUCACCUUUGAAAGGCGUUGUGGGUCUGUCUUUAAAGUGUUUACAACAACAAAAAAAAUUAUAUAAAAAAAAGUCUAGUGUC